Molecule: messenger RNA, 10304 nt
Organism: Xiphophorus couchianus (Monterrey platyfish)
Lineage: Eukaryota; Metazoa; Chordata; Actinopteri; Cyprinodontiformes; Poeciliidae
Product: glutamate receptor ionotropic, kainate 5-like
Exons: 21
Coding region: 2478-5795 (1105 amino acids)
Biological process (GO): monoatomic ion transport
Cellular component (GO): membrane
Molecular function (GO): ligand-gated monoatomic ion channel activity; signaling receptor activity
Source: RefSeq, a predicted model, not a curated record
AGGGAGGGAUCUAAGCGCAGUCCAGCUUCUCUGCGCUGUGGAGCACUAGUCAGUCCGACAGUGAAGGACACAGAAAGAGGAGAGAUUGUGCAGCAGUGCAGCGCAGGAAUAAUUAACUGAAUUAAAAUGGCAAAGAAGCAGGAGAAAAGCAUUACCCUCUCAUCUGUUUGACUGAAUAGUUGGAUAAAGCUGACAAGGAGGUACAACAGGAAUAACAAGGAGGAGAGGGAGAAGGUGCCAGAGGUCCGUCCAUGCUUAUUUCUCCUCUCGCACCGUCCGCCUGAGGAGCUUUGCUGCUGAUGGUGUCACUGCGACAGCGCUCAGUGAGGGAGCUGUGUGAGCGCGCUGGUGUGUCUGUUUAAAUAUCAACAGCUGAGAGUUCAUCUAUCAGGUGGAUGUGGAGUAAAUCUGGGAUUUGUGAGCUGGAAGAGUUUCAUUCAGGUGUCAGUUGAACAUUCCUCGUUUUCCCUCCUCUUCCCUUUUUUCCUUUGGUGCAUUCGUCUGUACGAGAAGCUUUGCCUGUUUGAUCAGGAACUGCUGCUGCGCUCUGCUUCCCCCUGUCCUACCUUGCUUUUCUUCAGCCCUCUACCGGCUUUUUAGUAACUGCUCUGGGACUACAAUUGGAGGUCUGGUUUGGUGGCUCCCCCACAGACAGAAAAAGCAUAUGGAUGCCACUGCGUCUUAUACAUCGUUACCCAAUAUGCCAGAAGCCUAAAUCCUUGGGCGGACUCCACUGCCUAGGCUCCCAACCACAGUUGAUGCCUGCUGCCUUUCAGCCAACCCACACACCAUCUUUGGCAGAUCCAUGUUGACUCUAUCUGUUCAAAGACUCAAUAGUCUCCAGCUGCCUCUUUGAGGACAUCAGAAAGAGAAAGGAAAAGUGGGAAAAAAAAUUGCUGGGGUUUGAAAAUCUUGCUCCUCUGAUGAAUUCCCUUUUUUUUCCCGGAUUCUGAUUCUGUGAAGUGAAAAAACCUGAACUGACACCAACCCUAAGCCUUGACACAGCGGGUGAAAUGUAAUUGAAAAAAAACAAAAAUAUUGGACACUUCUUCCAACGAGCCUCCCCACAGAGCUGAGUCACACAAGGUGACAUGCGUCUCAUCCUACCAUGUAGCCACAACAACUUGAGGAAACCUCCCAGAAACUGUUCUUCCAAACACUCAGCUAUUUUUAACAAGCUGAUACACAACACUGAGUCAAUCAGCUGAGAGGAGAGGAGACUGGGUUAUUAUCAGCCUGUGCACUUCCUAUUUACAUCUUUAAUCUUUGUUUUCUGAGUAAUUAUCUUUUUAAUUAAUGGUGACAGAGGCGUGAAUUCCUCCUUGCCACCUUCUUCAGCUCUUUCCUUUUUCACCGCUGCUAGAGACACCUGAAACCAAUUAACUACAACUGAUCUAGUUGUAUUAGACACGAGAAGAACUGAAGUGAUUAGAUGUAAAUACAAAGAGAGUUAAAAGGCGACCAAGAACAAAACAAGACCAAGAGAACGGAGAGGGUGAAAGAGAACCUGCCGGUCAACCUGGUAUUUGAUAAAAGGGAGGAUCAGAGGGCAGUGGAGGAUAUGGCCAGAUUAAGGUGCCAACACGCUAAGAUAAUAACUAGUUGUGAGUCAGUGGGGAAGAUUGACUGCAGGAGCCCAGAGUCUUGACUGACAGGCAAAGGACUCAUUGCCAUUCUUUGUGCUGUGCGAAGCAUAGCAUCACGGAGAGGAGAAACUCCUGGCUGGCUGCCACAAUCAGGGCCAAUUAGGAGAAUUUGAUUAUAUGCCUUAAUCUUGGCAGUCAGGUGGAAAAGCAGUCAGACAGAGAAAGAGGAGGCUGAGCAGGUGCCACCGAUACACACCAUUAUCUCUGUCCAUCUCUAAUUGAGUUUGUUUCUGCCCCUGUGAGUGUCUCAUCUCCAAACAAGAGUUUUAAGUGGUGGAGGUUCCUCAAGAGAAAACAGGAAAAGAGGAAGAAAAAAACACAUUGUGUUUUCCUUCAGAGAUAUACAAGGACUGUUUUCUAUCUCCCUCAUCUCUUUAAACCUAUUUUCCAUCCGUUCCUCAAGAUUUAUCAUCCCAACAUGGACUUGUCCUUUCUGGAAGUUUCCCUGCAGCUUCCUCUAUCUCCAUAUUGAGCCUGAGAUAAAAGCAAGAGAGGAACUGAUAGGCAUAGAAAGGAAAAGAAGCAGCAAGGUACUGAAUCCGUGGAGGACAGAGCAGACUUUAUUUCCUUCCUCAAUCUCAGACACCCCGAGGCUCCUGCCAAGUGUCCCCAAAGCUGCACUUCCUCUUUUUUAAAUUUCCUCGUCUCCCUCGGAGCCCGUUUCCCUGCUCCCCUCCUUGUGGAUCAUACGCUCCAUCCUGGACCUCACCAAGAUUAAAGUGGCCCCAGUUACCCGAGGAAAUCCUUUGAUAUCGGCUCCUAGUGUUGUCAACAUAAUUCUGUGGCGGUACAGGCAGCCAGCAGACCAUUCUCCAUGAGGAGCAGUGGAAGAUGCCGGCUCUGCCAGCACUGCUGCUGUCGAUUUAUGUUGUCGUCCUGCUGCUGACUAUGGCACCUCUCUUCUUCAGCCAGGCCAACACCCUAUCUGCUGUCCGGAUGGCGGCCAUUUUGGAUGACCAGUCUGUGUGUGGUCGUGGUGAGCGUCUGGCUCUGGCUCUGGCCAGGGAGAACAUUAACAGUCAGAUGGAGGGUUCUGCCCAGGCCAGGGUAGAGGUGGAUGUCUAUGAGCUACAGAAGGAUUCCCAGUACGACACCACCGACACCAUGUGCCAGAUCCUGCCUAAGGGCGUGGUCUCAGUGAUCGGCCCUGCCUCCAGUCCCGCCUCAGGGUCGACAAUCAGUCACAUCUGUGGGGAGAAAGAGAUUCCUCAUGUGAAGAUCGGCCCUGAAGAAACCCCAAAACUGCCAUACCUACGCUUCGCCUCGGUGACUCUCUACCCGAGUAACGAAGACCUCAGCCUGGCCAUCGGAUCCAUCCUGCAGUCCUUUGGCUACCCAACAGCUAGCCUCAUUUGUGCUAAAGCAGAGUGCCUGCUCCGAUUAGAGGAGCUUGUUCGCCACUUCCUUAUCUCCAGAGAGACGCUGUCGGUGCGAAUGCUGGAUGAAAGUCUGGAUCCCACCCCUUUGCUGAAGGAGAUCCGUGAUGACAAAGUGGCUACCAUCAUCAUCGAUGCUAAUGCUUCUAUAUCUUAUCAUAUUCUCAGGAAGGCUAACGAGCUGGGGAUGAUGUCAGCCUUCUACAAGUACAUUCUCACCACCAUGGAUUUCCCUCUGCUCCAGCUAGAUGAUGUUGUGGGUGACCAGUCCAACAUCGUUGGUUUCUCCAUGUUGAACAUUUCCCAUCCUUUCUACCUGGAUUUCAUCAGGAGCCUGAACCUGUCGUGGAAAGAAGGGUGCAGCAUCAACCCAUACCCAGGACCUGCGCUGUCAUCUGCCCUGAUGUUUGAUGCUGUUCACGUGGUGGUGAGCGCCGUGCGGGAGCUGAACCGCAGUCAGGAGAUUGGCGUGAAGCCACUGAGCUGCACCUCCCCCCUCAUCUGGCAACAUGGGACCAGCCUCAUGAACUACCUACGCAUGGUAGAAUAUGACGGUCUGACAGGCCACAUUGAGUUCAACAGUAAAGGACAGAGGACCAACUACACCCUGAAGAUCUUGGAGAAACACCCUGCAGGCCAUAAAGAAAUUGGCACUUGGUAUUCCAACAACACAUUGGCAAUGAACUCAACUUCUUUGGACCUGAAUGCCUCAGAAACACUAGCUAACAAGUCCUUAAUUGUCACCACGAUACUGGAAAACCCAUAUGUAAUGCGCAAGUCCAAUUAUCAGGGCUUCCAAGGAAAUGACCAGUAUGAAGGUUUUUGUGUGGACAUGCUGAGGGAGCUGGCAGACAUCCUGAAAUUCUCCUUCAAGAUUAAGCUGGUGGAUGAUGGGUUAUAUGGAGCACCUGAACCUAAUGGCAGCUGGACCGGCAUGGUGGGGGAGUUGAUCAACAGGAAAGCUGACCUGGCUGUCGCCGGCUUCACCAUAACCUCAGAGAGGGAGAAGGUAAUUGAUUUCUCCAAGCCAUUCAUGACUCUGGGAAUCAGCAUCCUCUACCGAGUGCAUCUGGCUCGAAAACCAGGUUACUUUUCCUUUCUCGACCCGUUUUCUCCUGCUGUUUGGCUUUUCAUGCUGCUGGCCUACCUUGCUGUCAGCUGCGUUCUCUUCCUCGCCGCCAGGCUCAGUCCUUAUGAGUGGUACAACCCUCACCCAUGUUUACGGGAGCGGCGGGACAUCCUGGAGAACCAGUACACACUGGGAAACAGUCUGUGGUUCCCAGUUGGAGGCUUCAUGCAGCAAGGCUCAGAGAUUAUGCCGCGGGCCCUGUCCACCCGCUGCGUUAGCGGAGUCUGGUGGGCGUUCACUCUCAUCAUAAUCUCUUCCUACACGGCCAACCUGGCGGCGUUUCUCACCGUGCAGAGAAUGGAGGCGCCGAUCGAGUCUCCCGACGACCUGGCAGACCAAACCAACAUCCAAUAUGGCACCAUACAUGGAGGGUCCACCAUGACCUUCUUCAUGAACUCGCGGUACCAGACGUACCAGCGAAUGUGGAACUACAUGAAGUCCAAGCAGCCCAGUGUGUUUGUGAAGAGCACAGAAGAGGGUAUCGCCCGUGUCAUCAAUUCCAAGUACGCCUUCCUGAUGGAGAGUACCAUGAACGAGUAUUACCGCAGCCUAAACUGUAACCUCACGCAGAUCGGAGGACUGCUGGACACAAAGGGAUACGGCAUCGGCAUGCCGCUGGGCUCUCCAUACCGAGAUGAGAUCACGCUGGGGAUCCUGCAGUUGCAGGAGAGCAACAGGCUGGAGAUUCUGAAGAGACGCUGGUGGGAGGGAGGCCAGUGUCCUAAAGAGGAGGACCACCGAGCCAAAGGUCUCGGCAUGGAGAAUAUUGGCGGGAUCUUUGUAGUUCUGAUUUGUGGCCUCAUCGUAGCUGUGUUUGUGGCCAUCAUGGAGUUUGUGUGGUCAACUCGCCGCACCGCUGAGACAGGCGAGGUCUCUGUUUGUCAGGAGAUGUUGACAGAGUUUCGAAAUGCAGUUUCUUGUAAGAAAGGUUCCCGGGCUCGUCGGCGCCGCCCCCUGAGCAGUGCUGGGGGUGGAGUUCUGCGUCAUCCCUCCCGACUAGCUCUAGCAGGCCCUAGGCCAAUUCGGCUAGUCCGAGAGAUGCGACUCAGCAAUGGGAAACUCUACAGUGGCACUGGGCCCCUGACUGGGGGUUUGGCUGGGCUGGGGGCAGGUAUGGCGACAGGACCUGAUUUGGGCCCAGGGCCACAGAGGCUCUUGGACGAUCCAUUAGGCGUCAACUCCUCCUCUAAUAACCCUCCUCCACCUCCCCCUAUGCCAGCCUUUGAGGCUCCACCCGCCCCGCCACGCAGCUUCCUGCAGAGCUGCAGCCAUGUCCGCAUCUGCCAGGAGUGCCGGCGGAUCCAAAGUCUGCGGCCAGCCACACUCACCCCUCCUCCACCUCCUCCACCUUCUUCCUCCUCUUCUGCCUCGUCCUGCUCCCGUAUCCCUCCUUCGCUGGCGAUGUCGGGACAUCACCAUCGCCAUAAUCCCCACCACCACCUCCACUACCACCACGGAUCCAUGUCAUUACCCCGCCUCCCUCCUCCCCCUCCCCCAAUCUCAACAGACAGAGCCGACAGUGAUGGGGGAACAGCGAGCCCACUACGGGCGACAAACAGACCCGCACCCCCACCCAGGCCGCCACCUGCCAAAGGACCAACAUACCCACCAACGGACUUACUUGGGGGACACAAUUGUGCUUAAAAACAUUGAGUAAAGACUCAAAAGAUACAUUUUAAAAGAUUCAAACUUUUCCUUUGGCCCUAGCAACACAGCUGUACCUGUCCAAACUCCUGAGGAAGAGAAGAGAAGAAACUAUUUGGACCCAUUUGUAAGUUGGAUCCCUCAAAGUGGAGCCUUUGGCUCAGUUCAUACUACAAACCUUUACUGAGUGAUGAUUGAUUCUAAGCCCUCUAACCUGGCAGCGGAGAGGAUUAAAUAAAUUGAACUCUGGAAUUUGCAACUUGAAGCAGUUGCACGAAUAGGCAGAGAAUUAGCGAACAACUUCAGAUUCAGUCCACCAUCUCUUACCUCGCAAAUCCUCCCAUUUCAAGAAUAGACGACUCUGAGACACAAACAGGUAGAGGUCACCGUUGUUUUUUUUUUGUUUUUUUUUUUCUUUAUUUUCAUUUGAAUACUGAAGUAGGUGUUUGUGUAAGAGGAUACCUUCCCGCAGACAAGUGGUAGCAGAGCAGUUGUACAGUAAUCAUGGUCUUCUGUCACACUUUUGGACGUUUGUGGAAGGAGGAUGUAGCUUUUUCCCCCAUUCUGUUUUGCUGUUUGUAAAGAUUCCUGCUGGCUGGUGCUGUGAUCCACAGAGCAGAUAAACAAAAAAGUAAUUACUUGCCUAAAGUGUACAAAACUGUGCUGAGGUAGUUCUUGUGUUGCAUAGAAAAUGUAUCAAGUCAGAAAAAUGCACUGUGAGGCAUCUGAAGGUAAAGGGCUGAGAAGCAACAAGAGUUCAUUAUUUUUUAUAAAGAAAACAACAAAAAACAAAGAAAAAAAGUUUGAAAUCUUUGAGAUGUCAUGUUACACAACUUCAAGAUGUGACAACCAGUUGCAUAGCAAUGUUUUUAGGUAAAAAACAAAGGUAUUUUUAGCAUUGUUUGGGGAGAAGAACAUCACUUAAGGCCUUUGCACACCAUGUCUCAGUUCUUCAGUUUAUGUCAGCAGAGUAAUCAUGCACAUGAAUGUUAUUGUCUAAAAUUAAAUCAGAAAAACUGUCUGAUGUGCAUCAACCAUUCAGAUAUAAAGAACAUGUAACUGUUUAUAGAAGUGUGUGAUCUUCUUUUAGAUGUGCUGAUCCAGUAUUAUCAGCAGCAUGCAUGAAUCGAUCGUGAAAUGGUCACAUUUGUUUUUUCAGCUGAAGUCUUCUUCAUGCUUGGUUGGAUGGACCAGCUUUUUACUUAUUUUUCUACUGUAAACGACAACAAAACCGCCUUGACAAUAUAGCAUUUCUAUUCUGCCUUGUAUUGUAAAAUUUCCACAAAGGUUUGAUUAAUUAAACCCUUGGGACAACAUUUGCUAGCUUUUGGCACUUUCAAAUUUGUUAGAUGAUGGAUUAAGACAAUAUAAUAUGUGUAGACUUGUGCAAAGGCCUUUUGGUUUGUAGUUUUUAAUUUAGCAUAUAAGGCUAUUUCUAUUAUCGAAUGACACUGAUGUCACAAAAUGGAUGAGCAGGUGAAUUUAACAUACACCUCAAGAUGUCACUUUAACAUAUAUUUUUAUACACAUUAGGUUAAUGUAAAAUUCAGAUGUAUAAAAUUUAUACUGAGUCAAGUUAGCAGUCUGAAACUCUUUCUUAGCAUGCUAGGCUAAGUGAGGCUAACAGGAAUGGAAAACUAAUUUCAAGCAGUAAGCUUCCAGUAAGCAGUCAAAUGGGGAUAAAAAGUGAAAGGAUCCAGAUCUUAUUUUAGAAAAUUAUCUUUCAUCCAGCCAAAAAAUAUCCGUUUUCUAUAAUUUUAUGUGAAACCAAGCUGCUUAAUUAGGUAAAUAUUUCCACAACGUUAGCCAUAGCUUAAAGCUAACUAGAAUUUUCCUCUAAAUACAAAACCUUCAACCAGACUUAGCAAUUUUUUAAUAAGGAUGAUUAAGUGGCCACAAUUGGAAUACAAAAUAUCUUAUUCAAAUGCAUUAAAACUGGAAAAUAUUGUUUCAGAUAAUAAUAAGCCCAUCUAGGGACAAGAGCUGUGAAUUAGCUGUUGCUAUUGAACUAUGACGUAAACAUGGGACUGCUGUCUUGUUCAUUUUGUCUACGUCGCUGUAUGUCUGUCCCUACCAAAUAAACCAAUUAAAAAAAAAUAAAAAAUCAGAAUAACGAGAUUUGUACUAAUUGAAAUUUUUAUCCCCUAAUACUGAUCCAAGUAAUUUAAGAUCAGUAUAUCGGCAAAAACCGAUAUGUAUCGAUAUAUCACCCUACAGCUCAAAAGUCCAAUGAAAUGCAUUAGAUUCAUGGUGUAACUGUGUCUCACCAAUGAGAACUUAGAUGCUAUAAUAUUUUCUAUUUGUCUUUCUUUUACUGUAGGAUAACUCUUGUAUGUUUCCUCUCUCUGGUUAUGACUUGGUAAUUCAGCUCAUAAAACAUUCUUGUGUCAUUUCAGUAAUUCUUGUGCAGACAAACCUUACAGAGAAAGUUCUUCUGCUUCUUAAACUUGGACUUGUUCUUUGAACGUUGUCAGAUCUAAUAGCUAAAUGGAGAUGCAUCUGAACACAAAGUGCGGAGCGGGUCAUAUGACAGAAAUGGGAACUGCUUGUAGUUUAUCUUUCACUCUGAGUAUCACUGUUAAGGGGGAAACAGUUCAAUUAUGUACUUGGCAUGCAAUGCAGUUUUGCAAUGCAUGCCUGUACAGGUUUGUCGUGUGUUUUUGCACACAUCAAUCAAGAUUAAACCACAAAACUUACGGUAAUGAAAUGCCUCGACGUGGAUGCCCUCGAGGACAGCAAGUUGAUCCUCCGGUCUUAUUAAGUGUUUUUUGUUUGACUGCACAUAAAAUGUUCAUGUUACUAAACUUACCAAUUCGUAUUGGUAAGUUUAGUAAAUGUUUUAAGGUGUAGAUGUGACCAAGCUAAUGCAGCUUUGUUACGAUUUAAAUUUCUAAUGCCAUAUUUUUUUGUUUGUUUGUUUGUUUUAUGGAUGAAGAAAAUUAAAACACUGAAAACUGUGAUCUUUCAAAUGAUGUUCAAUUAUAAAAAAAAAAACACUGAAUUGUUGUGUGCUUUCACUACUUUAAUGCUGUCUAUUCACAGUGCAGGAUAUGUGGAUUCAAUAUUCACUGAAUUUUUUUAGUUUUUGUAGAGCAUAUCUAAGAUAUUCAAAAGAAAUGGCAGCUUGGGAACAAGAAUGAUACUUGACAUACCAUUGGCUGGUGUUUGCAAAGCAACAAUCUAGGACUGUCAUCUUCCUUUGGCGUUGAUUUUCUUUGCUGCUGUUCCCCUAAGAGUGAAGAUAAGAAAGACCAUGGAUGUUAAGUUGUCCAGUAUCAUGAGAGUAGGAAGGUAUUUGUUGUUUAAACUAUUAAAUUAGGCAUUUAUAAGCAUUUAGCGGGGAUCUCAAGUACUUGCAAAUUCCAGCUUUUGCUAAGCAGGUAUGGUCCCAAACCCCAGCAAAUACCGAGGAUGCACUGUAAUGUUUGGGGAGUUUUAUUUCUUAAUGUUGCAGUAAGUUUUGCAAACCUAAUAAAAAAUCCAAAGUUGUGUUAAUUAAAACUAUAUGGACCCUUUUACCUCUGAUAAAGAUGCUUGAAAAAGAAAUUUACUGAACAUACAGAUAGUGAAGAACUACCUCAGUGCAGUUCCAUCUGUUUUAGGUCAGUUUAUUCAGUUUAUGCUGAUUUUAGGCUGUUUUUGUGGCUCAAAGGAGCUUGGAAACUUUGUACUGUACACACACCUAAGAACACACAUGCAGAAACAUAUUUGACUGUAAACUUGGAGCAAACCGAAGCAAAACAACACACUAAAUUUGUGUUUGUAUUUUCAUUGUGUCCAAUUGGAGUGUUACUUGCAAUAUUAUUAUAUUUUUUUAUAUAAUGGAAAUUUUUCUUGCAAGAUUAAUUUAUAAUCAAAUUCCCCGACCCUGUAUCAUCAUAAACAUGUUGGUUAUGAAGAGCAGUUCCACAUGUAAAGCCUUGUGUUACUGUGAUUAGAGAAAAAUGAAACAUUGUUUUGAAGAGCAGUGCCUGUACAUUUUUAUUCAUUUUGUGAUUUUAUUUUACUUUUUCAUAUAAACUGUAAUAUCAAGGCAGCAGCAAAUGUGGAGAAUGUUGAUGAAAACCUAAAUGUCACUGACUAAUUAAGGUAUGUUCACGCUGGGGUGUGUAUGUGUGUGUAAGACUGUGUGCUUGGCUAUCUUUGUGAGAACUAAGGUGAGUUCAGGCGUUGAAAGUUUCAGAUCCAGGUCUGAAUGGGGCUGAAGUCAUUGGCAUGUCCUCACAAACUCAGCUAUGCAUGUGUGAACAUUGUUCUGUUGCACAUUUGACUAUGUUUGGUUUUUGUUUUUGUUUUCCUCCCUCAGAUUUGUACCAGCAGAUUUCAGCUGUUCACACCAGAACAGGGAUGACAGAAGGACACUAUUCUGAUGAUUCUGAUGUUAUCAUGAUUAUUAUCAAUAUUGAUGUGUGGGGUGACUCUAGGAGGGGUUCCUCCCUCUGGUGUUCAAUAUAUAGAAACAUAUUUGGAAUAAAAAAAAACUUUUAAAAAGUCAUUGUAUUGAAAAUG